Molecule: messenger RNA, 1127 nt
Organism: Athene cunicularia (burrowing owl)
Lineage: Eukaryota; Metazoa; Chordata; Aves; Strigiformes; Strigidae
Gene: CELF6
Product: CUGBP Elav-like family member 6
Exons: 11
Coding region: 45-1127 (360 amino acids)
Biological process (GO): mRNA splice site recognition; regulation of alternative mRNA splicing, via spliceosome
Cellular component (GO): ribonucleoprotein complex; nucleus; cytoplasm
Molecular function (GO): mRNA binding
Source: RefSeq, a predicted model, not a curated record
GCGGCCGGGUGAACGGGCUGAGCCGCCCGCCCGGCGCCAUCGCCAUGAAGGAUCACGACGCCAUCAAGCUCUUCGUGGGGCAGAUCCCGCGGAACCUGGAGGAGAGCGACCUCAAGCCUCUCUUCGAGGAGUUCGGCCGCAUCUACGAGCUCACCGUCCUCAAGGAUCGCUUCACCGGCAUGCACAAAGGCUGUGCCUUCCUCACCUACUGCGCCCGUGACUCGGCCCUGAAGGCGCAGAGCGCCCUGCACGAGCAGAAGACGCUGCCGGGGAUGAACCGCCCCAUCCAGGUGAAGCCGGCCGACAGUGAGGGCCGAGGAGAAGACAGGAAGCUCUUUGUGGGCAUGCUGGGGAAGCAGCAGAGCGAGGAUGACGUCCGGCGCCUCUUCGAACCUUUUGGCCAGAUUGAGGAGUGCACUAUCCUCCGAGGGCCUGAUGGAGCCAGCAAAGGUUGUGCCUUUGUGAAGUACGGCAGCCACGCCGAGGCGCAGGCUGCCAUCAACAGCCUCCACGGCAGCCAAACCAUGCCGGGCGCCUCGUCCAGCCUGGUGGUGAAGUUUGCAGACACAGACAAGGAAAGGACCCUGCGGCGGAUGCAUCAGAUGGCAGGGCAGCUGGGCAUCUUCAAUCCCAUGACCAUCCAGUUUGGCGCCUACGGGGCCUAUACGCAAGCGAUCAUGCAGCAGCAGGCAGCCCUGAUGGCGGCUGCGCAGGGGACCUGCCUGAACCCCAUGGCCGCCAUCGCCGCCGCCCAGAUGCAGCAAAUGGCUGCCUUCAACGUCAGCGGGCUGGUGGCCGCCCCCCUCACCCCCUCUUCAGGUACAAGCACCCCCCCUGGCAUCAGCACGGCGCCCGUGCCCAGCAUCGCCACGCCAAUCGGGGUCAACGGCUUCAGCCCGCUGCCACCACAGACCAACGGGCAGCCCGCCUCAGAGACCAUCUACACCAACGGCAUCCACCCCUACCCAGCUCAAAGCCCCACGGUGGCAGAUCCCCUCCAGCAAGCCUACGCAGGCAUGCAGCACUAUGCAGCAGCGUAUCCCACUGCCUACGCUCCCAUCAGCCAAGCCUUUCCCCAGCAAGCACCCAUCAUCCCGCAGCAGCAGCGAGAAGGAGGAAGGGGCUGA